Exophiala bonariae is the source of this 3012-nucleotide messenger RNA. RefSeq lists its product as uncharacterized. The transcript has a single exon. Gene Ontology annotation, molecular function: phosphatidylinositol binding. The coding region runs from base 1 to 3012 and encodes 1003 amino acids. The record is from RefSeq and is a predicted model, not a curated record. Gene Ontology annotation, cellular component: intracellular membrane-bounded organelle. Lineage: Eukaryota; Fungi; Ascomycota; Eurotiomycetes; Chaetothyriales; Herpotrichiellaceae.
AUGGACAAACACCCUGAUCCUGUCACAUCCGACAAGACUCAAUCAGACUCCACGAUUUUUGCACCUCAGCCAUCAUCCCCUGUCCAAACCUCCACCACUGCCAUCGCUCCCACCACUACGACAAGUACAAGCCCAAGGCCUACAAUCAAUUCCUCCGCUGCCAUCGACGCGACUCUGCGCUUCUUUGCCACUGCCAGCAAUGAAACAUUAGGUGCCUGCGUCGUUGGGCUCUGUGCCUCCACAUACUUGGUGUUGGGCCGUGUUGGCCUGGUGCUGAUAGGCGCCGUCGGCGGCGUCGUCCUCCAUGCCACCUGGGAUGCUCAACAAUCAGGCGGUCAGGACACGACGGGCGGUGAUGCUGCCCGCCGGAGAAAAGAGCUGGGAAUAGAAGUCGCACAUCGCGUGUUGGAAUGGAGAGACAGGCGUCACAAAGAGGAUGACAACCAUGACGACGCAAUCAAUUCAGCUACAGAGCUUCAGCUCCUGGAUUAUUCGGAUUUCCAGCCCGAAACCAGAGACGCCCUCGUCAAUCUCACCGACGCGGUCAUCAGAGACUACGUCAAGUGGUGGUACAGCCCACUACUUCCGAGAGAGCAGUCCUUCCCAGCAGCUUGUCGGCAAACCCUGACCAGCUUUAUUCUCUCCUUCUCCAACCAUCUGUCCCGGAAGCGACCGGCCGACCCUUUUCUGGAUUUCCUGGCAAAUUCGACGUCAAUCAUCAUUGUCUUCUUGAGUGAACUCUCUACCGCUCUCAAGGCCUCUUCCAACCAUGAUGCUCAACGUGCCAUUGAGACAUAUCUCCAUUUUCAACCCGACAGUAAUCUAGCAAAUGUUCUAAGUCGCGAGCAGCAGGAUCGCAAACUCAAUCUGGUUGCAGACGAUAUAUUACAGAACUUCCUGGACUCGAAAUCCUAUAAUUGUCCUCCUGUCAAGGCCUUCUGUCGCGAGGUUUUAGCUGGUCUUAUAUUGGAGUCUACCGUUGUUGCUUGUUCGAAACCCGAAUGGAUUAAUGGGUGGAUAGUCUAUCUUCUGGAAGACGGUGAACCCGAGAUCAUGAAUGUGAUCGACGCUGGCGUAGAAGACAUGACCAACGCCGCAUCCACCCUUCAAAAUCCCUCCUCUGCUAAAAGCCACACCAGACGUGUCAGUAAAGCCGAGGAGGCUAUGGAGGAAGCCAUGAGAGAAGCUCAAAGGAUGAACGAAAUGAUUGCAGAGGACGAAGCCAGACGGAAGAAACCGCUGCCAACCAUUGAAGCUGAGGACACAAGCUCGGUCGCAACAACCGAUGUUGGUUUGGCUACACCCACCUCCUCGGACAGUGAUCGAAACCGACGCGAAGAUCAACCGAUGGACUCUUCGAUGCUCUUUGAUAUAGAUGGAAAUGUCGUAUCUUCGCCGCAUCCCAGUCCAAGUACAGAACAUCCACCAUUUACCAGCUUUGAUCAAUUGCCAGACGUGCUUCCACCGCCACCUCAGCCUAUCUCAAAUGCUCCGGCUCCAACAGAAGUCAUGGUGGCGAUCCCGCUGACCCUCCACAAUGCCUCCAUUACUAUCAUGGAUUUAUCUGAUCUCAGUCCCAAGACUGUCUUCAAGCAACGACCCAACAGCGAGUAUCUCCUCCAAAUCGAACCUGCUUCCCAGCGAUUCCCUGGAUGGAUGGUAACGCGCAAAUACUCUGACUUCGAGCCUUUAUUUGAGACUCUCAGGAAAAUCGCUCCAAUCACUGGACAACACGAGUUUUCUCACCAGUACCCUAACCUCCCUUCCUGGAGAGGUCAGACCAGUGAGAGCCUCAUUCAGAGUUUGGAAGCUUUCCUUCGGUUCGCUCUCAAGUUCGAGCCACUUGCAGAGACGGGUGUCAUGAAGACAUUCCUGGAUAAGGAGACUGGCCUGCAAAAGGCCCCUGCUCAGAGUAAGAACGUACUAGUCCAGGGUGGAGCCGCAUUGGAAAAUGUGGGAAAGAACUUCAUCAAUGUUCUUGGUCAAGGAGGAAAGAAUAUUGCGGGUGGUGGUAAGGCUGUUCUUGGUGGCGUCCAAGGUGUCUUUGGUGCCGUUGCAACUGGAGUCCAGGGCAAUCAGAAGAAAAGCUCUAGACCAUCACAGCAACUUUCCAGAACGGACACCUCCAAUAGCCAGAACUUCAGGUAUAGUUCCGAUGUCGCAAGGCAAAGCACAGAUAGUGUUGAUGCCAGACCACCACUACCUGGCCGGCCAGGCGCCAUUACAUCAGCCCCGAGCGCCCGCUCACGGUCAUCCUCCAUCAUGCUGGAUUCUGCUCGGCAGUCGCAAGAAAUCCUAUCUAUCCCUCCGCCACCGAGCGAAAUCUCCGAUGAUUACCAACCCGUGCCACGUGCGAUUCCCGAAAUUCCUCCUCAAACACCGCCACGACCACGACAGGCCACCAUCACUGCCACCCCUGCAACUCCAGCCAUACCGAAGAAGCCAGAACUACCCAGCACGCCUGUUCCCAGUAAUCUCAACAGAUCCCCUACCAAAAGAAACCCCAGAAAGGACGUUCCAAUCUCGGAAGAAGAAACACGCGCCUCCAUCGAACUAAUCUUCGCAAUACUCACCGAACUCUACUCCCUUGCCGGCGCCUGGACGAUCCGCCUCUCGCUGCUCACCGCCGCAAAAACAUUCCUGCUGCGCCCGAACAACCCACAACUCGAGUCGAUCCGCAUUCUCCUGCAAGAAAGCGUCGUCGAAGCCAAUUUUUCCGACAAAGGCCUCGCCGCACACUUGACCAAGCUGCGCGAGAACUCGCUGCCCACAGAGGAAGAACUAGCUAAGUGGCCAAAGGAGCCGAGCGCCGAGGAGAAGGAGAAGUUGCGCGUUAGAGCAAGGAAAUUGCUUGUUGAGCGUGGUAUGCCCCAGGCGUUGACGAGCGUCAUGGGCGCAGCGGCUAGUGGUGAGGCGUUAGGACGGGUCUUCGACUGUCUGCAGGUCGAGCAUGUUGCCCGUGGCCUUAUUUUUGCGCUGUUGUUGCAGGCGAUCAGGGCAGCGACGCAGUGA